Pyrus x bretschneideri (Chinese white pear) is the source of this 1089-nucleotide messenger RNA. RefSeq names its product CLAVATA3/ESR (CLE)-related protein 16. The record is from RefSeq and is a predicted model, not a curated record. NCBI's taxonomy places the organism in Eukaryota, Viridiplantae, Streptophyta, Magnoliopsida, Rosales, Rosaceae. The transcript has 2 exons. The coding region runs from base 248 to 664 and encodes 138 amino acids. Gene Ontology annotation, biological process: system development.
AUUAAUACUGGACAGUCCCCACCGUCUCCAAGUCGAAGCCAGCAGCAUAUAUGAGAAACAUUAUAAAUAUGUAUAUUAUAUAUAAAAAAACAUCAAAGCACACAAAAAACCAAACAGAUACCGAAGAGCAAAAGCAAAGCAGUGGUGAGUGGUGGUGGGGUGAGUAAAAGGUGCAGACUCCCAAGUCUCUCAGAAGUGAUGAAAUAAAAAAAAUAUAAGAAGGUUCCAGGGAUCAAGGGUCAAGCUCAUGUGCCUUCAGACCCACAAGACGAGGAAAAUCCAACAAGCAGCAAAAGUUGGUGCAAUGAGAGCUGCUGGAGAAGGUGGAACAAGAAAAGGAAGCAGAAAUGGCCGUAGAGAAGCUAGAAGCAUUGCGAUUUUCAUCUUCUGUGUCGUUUUAAUAUUUGCUCAAACGAGUAAUUUGAUGGUUUUUGCCAGUACUCCUACUACUAGUACCAGUCACGACAAUGAGUGGACCGGUCGGAUAAUGAGGUCAUCGCCGCAGAGGAAAGCACGAGUUUUGGGCAAGGUAUCGUUUUACGCACCUUCGAGUAGUCCAUCUCACCAUGUUCAUCGUCUUCCGGCGAUCAACGGUGACCCGGGCAAGCUAUACGGAGAUGACAAGAGAAUAGUUCAUACAGGUCCAAACCCUCUUCACAACUAACUAAUAUCGAAUUCAAUUAAUGUUCUGAUUUCGAUAUCAGUGGUUGUGAUUAGGGUUUACUAUGUCACUGCACGGCCGCUUCUGCUGCCGCUGCUGCUGCUUCUCCUGUGUAUUCCAGUACGUACUACUGCUAGCUUAGCUACAGUUAGCUAGCUAGAAUUUUCAAGUGAAAUAUGACUGUAACAUCUUUAUGUCAUUAGUUUUUCUUUUCUUUUAUUUUUGUUGUUUUUGAGGUAGAAAGAAUGAGAGCAUGGCUCUAGCCUUUUCCAGUAGGGUUUGACGAUUAGGGUUACGGGCAGAGGAGCAAAUGCAGAGACUAGUAAGAGGAAGGGAAAAAAUUGGAAAGGCUAGUUAAUGCUCUUGUUUUCUUUUUGCAGUGACUCAUAAAAUUGCAGUGACUCAUUAUAUAUUCUUCUCCACUUUAA